AUGAUUCUCGUCGGGAAUAGUCAUCGUCACUGUUUGCGCAGAGUGUGGAAAGUUUAUCGGCAGGCCUACGAAACAUUCCCUGAUAGAGCUCUCUCACUUGUCACCCAAGUAUCUCUUUACAUGAUACUGUUGAGGAUGACCUUGCCCAGGUUCUGGCGGGCCGGGUGUAGUAGGAUUGGUGACGCGGUUCGCAAUGUUACGCUUGAGACAGUAGGACGCUCAUUAGGCGUACGAAAGGUUGAUGCUGUGAGAAUCUCUCUCCUUGCUCAGUACAGAGUACGGAGUACCUGCCUGCCAAUACGCUGGCAGUCAAACCCGUAA
Pochonia chlamydosporia 170 is the source of this 321-nucleotide messenger RNA. RefSeq lists its product as hypothetical. The transcript has a single exon. Lineage: Eukaryota; Fungi; Ascomycota; Sordariomycetes; Hypocreales; Clavicipitaceae. The record is from RefSeq and is a predicted model, not a curated record. Bases 1 to 321 code for a protein of 106 amino acids.